GGCACAAGCUCUGUUAGAGCGGAUGAAUUAAGUGUGCGCGAUUGUGUAUAUAAUUAGUUAAUAUGGAGAGGGAGCAGGUGUCGUCCAACAAGAAGAAGAAGCCGAAGCCGAUGAACAAGUGCAAGAAGUCGCGGUUCCGGCGUGUGUGCGUGUUCUGCGGCAGCAGCCCCGGCAAGAAGGCCUCCUACCACCUCGCCGCCGUCCAGCUCGCCCACCACCUCGUGGAGCGCGGCAUCGACCUGGUGUACGGCGGCGGCAGCGUCGGUCUCAUGGGCCUCGUCGCCCGCGCCGUCCACGGCGGCGGCGGCCACGUCCUCGGUGUCGUCCCCAAGUCGCUUCUGCCUCGCGAGCUCAUCGGCGAGACGCCCGGCGAGCUCAAGGCGGUGGCCGGCAUGCACCAGCGCAAGGCCGAGAUGGCCCGCCACUCCGACGCCUUCAUCGCCCUGCCCGGCGGCUACGGCACGCUGGAGGAGCUCCUCGAGGUCAUCGCCUGGGCGCAGCUCCGCAUCCACCACAAGCCCGUCGGCCUCCUCAACGUCGACGGCUACUACGACUCGCUGCUCGCCUUCAUCGACAAGGCCGUCCACGAAGGCUUCGUCACGCCGGCGGCUCGCCACAUCAUCGUCGCCGCGCGCACCCCGUCCGAGCUGCUCUCCAAGCUGGAGGACUACGUGCCGCACGACGCCUCCAUGCUGGAGCAGCACCAGCACAACUGCUCCCCCAACCCCGACAUGCCACGCUAGCUACUUUACUUACCUUACUUUUUCUUCCAUCUCUACCUUAAUUGCUUGCUAAUCACAUCGCAUCACAUCACAUAUUUAGCUCUUCCCUACAUAUGACAUAUGUAUAUCCAUCAUCAAUUAAUUCUACUGCUAUAUCGUCUUAAUUACUAAUUAAUUCACAGCUGGGCCAUGUAUUAUAUAGUAUUCUUCUUCAUUGGAUUCUUCAUGUUCUGUAACGACUGUCUGCUCAAACAAGUGUAUAUUCGAUCAAUGCGUAUAACAGCAUCGCUAUAUACAGUACA
This is a messenger RNA of Oryza brachyantha (malo sina), 1024 nucleotides long. RefSeq names its product probable cytokinin riboside 5'-monophosphate phosphoribohydrolase LOGL5. The transcript is spliced from 2 exons. Bases 63 to 743 code for a protein of 226 amino acids. Lineage: Eukaryota; Viridiplantae; Streptophyta; Magnoliopsida; Poales; Poaceae. Gene Ontology annotation, biological process: cytokinin biosynthetic process. Gene Ontology annotation, cellular component: cytosol; nucleus. Gene Ontology annotation, molecular function: hydrolase activity, hydrolyzing N-glycosyl compounds. The record is from RefSeq and is a predicted model, not a curated record.